AAACUAAUUGGAUUAUUAAACUGUCUGCCCGCCUUGUGAAAACCUACUACUAACCGGAGCACAUUUCUUUAUGAGAGCAUACCCACUUCCUUCCCGAGCGGAAUGCCAGUUGGAUACCUGUGAACACAGGUCAAGUGCUUAGGCACGGGUUUUAGAUACUCACUUCGUUACAUGCGAUAGGAAAGGUAGUGUGAUCACCCCUAGGAAAGAAGCUUGUGGCAAUUCUUGCUGAAUGCUGAUGUAAAGCUUGAAAUGGCAAAUUUGUGGCGAUUUUUGCUGAUUGCUUUGAUGCUUUUGUCUACUAUCACGGCGGAAAUUUUCACAUCAAUGGAUCAGCUUCAAAGACUUUCAACAGUGGAGAAAAAUUUGCAUGAAACACUUGAUUUGUAUAUAAUGCAAGAGAGGAAGCGCCUGGAGGAUCUCAAAGGGAUUUAUGCGGCAAAGAAGGAAGAAUUGAAGAAGAGAGAAAGAGAUGACGAGGUCUAUCAUCCUUUAGAUGUUUUCAGAGUGAUAAAUCGAGUCAGUUCAGAGUGGAGUACAGUAGAAAAACUUGUAAGGUUUAACCCUCACAAAUCAGAAUUUAUCCAAGAAAUUCGAAAUUACCACGCAUCUUUUCCGUCAGACGCUGACUUCGAUGGAACGCGGGCGGCCAUGUUACGAUUGCAAAAGGUGUACAAUAUUAGUUCCCAGUCCAUCUCAUCUGGAGUGAUUCCCGGACAGCGCAAUGCGCAUGCUCGACUCAGCGGCAUUGACAGCUACCAGAUCGGACGCAAAGCUUACGAGGAUGGCAACAUCAUUCAAGCAAAGGCGUGGAUGGAAAACACGCUAAGAAUGAUGGGUACCAGUGAGUCUUUGCAAAAUCUCACAGGCCACGUGGUUGUUUCCAGAAACGAUGUAUUGAAUCACUUAGCCUUCCUUGAAUACAAGAUUGGCGACUUGGCGAGAUCGCUUAGGUUCUACCGCGAGAUGCUGGUUAACGAUCCUAACGACACGGAACUCCAAUCCAACAUCCGGAAAUUAAAACAUCUUAUUGCUAAGCAACCUCACCUUAACGUGACCUCACCACCCAAUACAGCCAAUAGGAUCGAAGAUGACGGUGACGACGAGUUGUCACGUGAAGAAAUGGCCGAAUAUACCAGACUUUGUCGGCCAAACAGCCAGACCAGGCUACCUAGUUCAAACAAGCAACUCACCUGUAGUUACCUGAAUAAGCAUCCGGGACUUAAACUCAAGCCUGUUGCUAUGGAGAUUGUGAGUGUUAAUCCGCAGAUCACGCUGUUCCACAAUGUCCUGAGCGAGAUGGAGAUUGAGCAGAUGCUGAAACUGGCAAGGCCUCGGCUUCGGCGUGCACGCGUAAAUAAUCUUGAGACGGGAGAAAUUGAGGAUGUUGAUUACAGGAUCAGUCAAAUCGCGUGGCUAUCUGACAGUGAUGGAGACAUUGUAAGGCGCAUCAACAGACGAGUGGGUUUCAUAACCGGGCUGAAUACAAACACUGGGGAAUGUUUGCAGGUGAACAACUAUGGAGUUGGUGGCCACUACGAACCGCAUUUCGACCACUCUUUGGACAUGGAGAACUCACCAAUCGCAAGCUUAGGACAAGGAAAUCGCAUCGCCACUUUUAUGUUUUAUCUGUCCGAGGUCGAGGCUGGAGGGUCUACCGUGUUCAUCAAGACUGGGGUCAAAACAAAUCCUUUCAAGGGAGGCGCUGUAUUUUGGUACAACCUGAAAAAGUCUGGCGAGGGAGACUGGGACUCAUUACACGCGGGAUGUCCCGUCCUUAUCGGGAAUAAAUGGGUUGCCAACAAAUGGCUGCACGAACAUGGGAACGAGUUUACCCGACAGUGCGGCCUCACUGAAGACGAGGACUGAAGACCGGAUGUUAUACUGUACCGGAAGUCGAAGAAAGGACCGGAUGUUAUAAUAAACCGGAAAGAGAAGGGAGGACCGGAUGUUAUGGAAAACCGGAAGAAGAAGAGAGGACCGGAUGUUAUGAUAUACUGGAAAAAGAAGAGAAGACCGGAUGUUAUGAUAUACCGGAAGACGUGGAGUAAAGAACUGGAGUUAUACAAACCGCAAGACAAGAAAUGAAAACCGGAUGUUAUACCCUGCCGAAAGACGAGGAGUAACGACCUGAAGUUAUAUAUACCGGAAGGUAAGAAAUGAAAACUGGAAGUUAUACCAUACCGAUGUUAUACUUUGCCGAAAGGCGAGGAGUGAAUACCAGAUGAUAUACCAUACCGAUAUUAUACUAUGCCGUGAGACGUCGAGUGAAACUCGGAUACUAUACAACACCGGAAGACGACAAGUAAAUACCAGAUGUUAUACUACAUCGGAAAAUACUGGAUGUUCUACAAUACCGGAAGACAAGGAGUGACGAUCUGAAAAUAUACCAUACCGGAAGACAAAAAAUAAUACCAGAAGUGAUGUUUUAUCGGAAAUGUUCAAUGAAGACCUGAAAAUACCGGAAGCUGGAGAUGAGGGAGAAAUGAGAGUACCGGAAAAUAGACUAACAAAUGUAGAACAGGAAGAACAUUGAUCGUGACAAAAGUAUAUAUCCUUUACCGGUAGCCAAAGAGUGAAAAAAAAUAUUUUCUGUACCGAAUAUUGGUAUCUUUCUUAAGGGAAGAGAAAAAUACAAAGACUAAGCUAUACCAAGCCUUACAAGCAAGUAGUCGUGCAAUCGAUAUCGUCAGUCUGCCUGUCGUACAAGCGAUAUCGGUCACGUCAGUCCAUCUGUCGUGCAAGCGAUAUCAUUCACGUCAGUCUGCCUGUCGUACAAGCGAAAUCGUUAGUCUGCCUGUCGUACAAGCGAUAUCGUUAGUCUGCCUGUCGUACAAGCGAUAUCGUUAGUCUGCCUGUCUUUUUAGUGAUAUCGUUAGUCUGCCUGUCGUGCAAGCGAUAUCGAUCACGUCAGUGCAUCUGUCGUACAAGCGAUAUCGGUCACGUCAGUCUGCGCUAGCAUCACCUGCUUCACGCUGUAAUAACAUGAUUUGAUUUUUGAUGUAAAUGACGCACCAAGACUCGUACAAGCGAUAUCGGUCACGUCAGUCUGCCUGUCGUACAAGCGAUAUCGUUAGUCUGCCUGUCGUGCAAGCGAUAUCGGUCACGUCAGUCCAUCUGUCGUGCAAGCGAUACCGGUCACGUCAGUCUGCCUGUCGUACAAGCGGUAUCGGUCACGUCAGUCUGCGCUAGCAUGCGCUGUAAUAACAUGAUUUGAUUUUUGAUGUGAAUGACGCACCAAGACUAUCCCUAAGUGAACCAGCCUUACAACUUGUUUUAAUAACACCUCUACACCUUAUAUAACACCUCGGCAAAUAAAAAAAAUACACAGAAAAA
Messenger RNA from Nematostella vectensis (starlet sea anemone), 3336 nucleotides. RefSeq names its product prolyl 4-hydroxylase subunit alpha-1. The transcript has 11 exons. The record is from RefSeq and is a predicted model, not a curated record. NCBI's taxonomy places the organism in Eukaryota, Metazoa, Cnidaria, Anthozoa, Actiniaria, Edwardsiidae. The coding region runs from base 253 to 1869 and encodes 538 amino acids. Gene Ontology annotation, biological process: peptidyl-proline hydroxylation to 4-hydroxy-L-proline. Gene Ontology annotation, cellular component: endoplasmic reticulum. Gene Ontology annotation, molecular function: procollagen-proline 4-dioxygenase activity; protein binding; iron ion binding.